Molecule: messenger RNA, 2155 nt
Organism: Aspergillus nidulans FGSC A4
Lineage: Eukaryota; Fungi; Ascomycota; Eurotiomycetes; Eurotiales; Aspergillaceae
Exons: 2
Coding region: 176-2155 (659 amino acids)
Source: RefSeq, a predicted model, not a curated record
AUUUAAUUUCGCUUCGUUUAAGUGCUUCAGCCACUUUCUAAUCUAUCAACCCAAUUUUCUCUCAAAUCGCCGUGAUUCUUCUCGAGAAUUUUUCAUGAGAAGUUCCUUGGUCAUCUCAGAGAUGCAAUUCCCACAUGAAGUGGGAAAUUAAAAGGCUAUUCUCCUACGGUCUGAUAUGAACCUCGAUUCCUCCGUUUCGCGAUCACGCGACCCGCGCCGUCGGCCUCCCAUAAACACUAACCUGAGUCAAAAUGAAGUGGCCCAGCAACGACCUCCUUCAGGCCCCUGGAAUCACUCAUCUCCAGAAGCACAGCAUGAUGUAUCUGACGACCGGUUUAUCCGCAGCAUUUCCAACUUCAUCGAGACGGCCGUCAAAACACGAACAAAAGUAGCCGAAAGGGAACAUCUAUCGAAAAGGACAGCAGAAACCAAGGACUUGCUGAAUAAGGCGAGCUCCCACGCAGGGUUUCCCUCGACUGUAGAGUUCUACCAGCACACCAAGGAUGGCGAAGACAAAGCUCUACAUAGUCUCAACAGUGAGAUCAAGGGUCAUGAAACCGAGCUUCAGGAAUUGGAGAGCGUUCUCAGAGACCAAUGGGCGGCCUCUGCAAAUUCCAGAACCUCCACGUCCGAUGACAGGGUACGACAACUGGAGCAAUCCCUGAAACUAGCCAAUGAUAAAAUUUCUGGUUUGCGUGGCGAUAUUGCAGGAUUAAUCGAACGUAACAAGUCAUUGGAUGCCGAACUGAAAAAUCUCCAGACUUUGCUAGGCGCUCAGGAAAAGUCAUUUGGGACGUUCACGCACUCGUUGGGCCUAUUAAAGAAUGAGACGGUCCAGUUCUCAUCCCGGCUCAAGCAGAUCGAGGAGAAAUCAUCAAUACAGCCAGAUGGUGGGAUCACACCUGAUACGAAAAAGCUUUUAGAUGAUCUUUCCAAUCAGCACAGGAUUCUGGAGCAGCGAACAGCAGGAUUGGGUGAGAAGGAUACAUCAAUUCAAUCCCUCAAGGAAAAGGCAAAACUUUUGAACGCGAGAAUGGAUGAGCUGAUUGAGAUUCAGCGCGCUAAAGAUGAGUUUUAUUUUGCAGAAAUGGACACUCUCAAGCAGGAUCUUAAUAAGAGAUUGAGCGAGUUUCAACAGACCCAAGAACGGCUCACGGAAAGCGUUAAGGAGGCGAUGCUGCGCGUUCCUAGGGAACGGCUCGAUUCCAAAGUUGAUGGCUUGUUCGAGUCCGUACGGAGAUUGGGGGCCGACUUGGAGCCUAUGAAGGUGGCUUUGCUAUCGCUGGAGUCAAGGUAUAAUAACUUGACAACAGAGCCGAUAGUGCAGCACAUGGUCAGGGCAAUGCACGAGAUGUAUCCCUCUGUAGACCAGCUUUGGAAAGAAUUGACGGUACACAAGCAGUCCUUGGAUCAGACGCUGCCGUCACUGGCACGUAAGAUCGAACAGUUGGAAACCCAGGGGAAGACAUCUGUCAUAACACAAGAUGAGCUGAAGUCCAUCAGGGCCCAACAAGAGGAUUUGAAACGAUUGAUUGGUGGUUUUGUAGAGCGACAUCAAUGGCCCAGUCAGGAAGAAUUUCGGCUGAUGCAGGCACGACUUGAGUUCCUUGCAGAAAAACAGAACAACACUGAUAGUGCCUUUUUGCAAAAGCAGACAGCGGACCAGGAGACUUUGCAAGAAGUUAAGCGUCAGGGCACGUCGCUAAGUGAUCGGCUGAAGGUUCUGAGUGAUGUCAUCGAAAGACUGGACGAGGAUUAUAACCUAACAAAGGAGAACAACCAAGGGGACAUGCACUCUUUGCAGCUGCGUAUGACAUCAAUCGAGCAGAGUGCAAAAGUAACUUAUGAGAACACGAAGAAGGAGCUCAAUAGGAUCAAGAAAGUCGUGCAACUUCCUGAACAGCCCUCCCAAGUCGACUCAUUAUACUGUGACUCCCCCUCGGGGCAGCUUCCUCCGGCCUUGAGACCAGACCUGUUACACGCCGACCGUUCUCAGGGCAUGAAGAUCAAACGUCUUCGUUCAGAGUCGGACGAAGACACCUCACAGCCAACAUCAAACUCCCCGGCUCCCCGCUCCCCUGGCUUGAACGGCACCCAGAAAGACUCUCCAGAUGUAUCUCGUCGGAAGAGAAAGAAAACUACAAGAAGCCGAUAG